ACAGUUUUUUGUUUUGUCGUCAUGAUGCCGAUCUCUGACAGAGAGCGGCAUCGUUUUAGAAAUUUACCAAACACUUAAAAUGCAGGUUGUUGUUAAGGUGUAGCUUGAAAUUAUAUCUGUGCAGAAGACCAUGGCAACCCCGUACGUUGUUCCCAAAGUGCCCUUAAACUGCUGUCACCCAGGCUACCACUGCAAGAGCAAGACCGGGCUGUGCCAGGAGAGAAGCAACCGGAACGAGUGUCGCUUCACGUAUGCUCAUCGGUGUUCCGUCUGCGAUGCUCACACGGGACACAACUGCUGUCGGCGGAGAAGCAAGAGCGAAGGUGUCGACGGGGACCCUCUGAGAGAGCUCAAUCGAGACUACGAAGUCGAGUGUCAGAGGAGGUGGGUCCCCAAGGAGCGGGAAGUGGUCAACGUGUGCGGAGAUUCACGUCGUGGCUACGUCAUUCCGGCAAGCAGGUCCGUGCUGAACGAGUAUCCGGUCGAGUAUGGCGAGUCUUACCCUCGAUCCAUGGAUGUCGAUCGUGGCGUGGAUCACGCAAAAUCUUUUUCCGAGAGGAGCACUUGUGCUCAGAGAAAAUUUAGGGACAGAACACUGACCCCAAAUCAUAGAUAUCAGCCGAAGUGCCAACAGGAUCCGUACGUCAGUAUUAGUCACGCGAGACCUUUGAGGGAACGUGAAACUUCGAGGUAUGCUUCCAUUCCACAAAACAACGAAUGUUUUUCUGUGUGUCCGACAAAACCCGAAGCAAGCAAUAGUAACUUUAGAAACAUUGUGCCAUUAGAAGCCCGGGAUGUGGAUGGUUCUCGGAGAAAAUGUGACGGACACGACGUGCCCUUGAAACACAACGGCCAUAGAAUUCACGCCGAUGGUGAAACUCACCAGCGGAAAGCCUCGCAGUAUCGGCAGUAUCGGCAGUGUGGGCAGUGCGACGGCCGGCAGAGCGAGGAAGCGAGGGCCAGCCCGGCCGCGAUGCAGAACCACUACUUGCGAGAGAUGGCGGCACUGCGCACCAAACUGCACGAGAUCCGUGACGGGGCGGAGGGCAAGAGGCUGCGCCAGCGCAGUGAGUCGGAGCCGGGCGUCACGAUGGUGGGAGCGGUGAGUCAGGAGGCCAGCCGAGAGCCCAAACGGGCGCGUGACAUCUCCCCCGGCCUGUGGGACGCAGGGUACCGCCAAGUGCAGGACAGCUGGCACCGUGCGGACGACCGGGAGCUACCGAAACGCUGCAUUCCGGACGUGAAGCUUCCAAUUAUCCAGAGGCAACACAAGAAGUCUGUGAGCACUGCAAGAAACAACCGCAACAGCCUACGAGAUGAUGUUAGUGUCUCUUCAGACUCUGACUUUGCCGACAGCGACCGCACUGGCGGCAGUGGGGAGGACGGCGACAGCAAGGGCGAGCCGGCAGAGGACAGCGAGGAAGAUGACCAGUCUGUGAUGAGCAGUUUUACGACCGUUUCAACUGAUUCCAACACGCCUUCAGUUGUUGGAGAAACGCUUGGCUCCAUUUCGCUGAACGAUAGCACGAGAGUCGAGAAAGGAGUUGGAUUCGAUGGAUAUGGUCGCAAAACUCACCUCCCAGGGUUCCUUCGGGCUAGUUUGUUCUCGCAUGUGCCACCAUAUGUCCAGUUUUCGACACAUGAGGAGAAAGGAGAAAGUCUUCCAAGUGAAAUUCAGCGCCUUAUGAAGUGGAAGCUCAGCACCAUCACACCACUGAUUGUUCGUCGUACGCUUGUCAAUUCGGGCUUCAGGCUCAUCAGAAGUGAGUUUUACAACAGUGGCCUGUUUCACAAAGAAUCAAAUGACUGGAUUGGCACUUGGGGCAAACACAUGAAGUCUUUUUGUUUCAAGACAUUAAAAGACUCCCAGAAGAUGAACCAUUUUCCAGGAACUUUCCAAAUUGGCCGCAAGGACAGACUGUGGAAGAACUUGCACAGGCUAAUGGCUAAAUUUGGCAAGAAGGAGUUUGGAUUCAUCCCUCACACGUACAUCCUACCACAGGACACGAAGGUGUUGCGACAGGCCUGGGAGAGGAGUUGUGGCAAGUCUCGCUGGAUCAUUAAACCACCGGCGUCGGCGCGUGGCACCGGCAUCAAGGUGGUGCAUCGCUGGGCACAGAUCCCCAAGAAAAAGCCCCUGGUGGUGCAGAAGUACAUAGCACAGCCCUACCUCAUCAACGGCAGCAAGUUCGACCUCCGCCUGUACGUCCUGGUCACCAGCAUCAACCCCCUGCGCAUCUACAUGUACGAUGACGGCCUGGUACGCUUUGCUUCUGUAAUGAUUGAGCGUGAUCAGAACGGGUUGUGUGCAGUGAAGUACUCUGCGGACAUGGCGAGCCUGGGCGACCGCUACAUGCACCUCACCAACUACAGCAUCAACAAGCUGAGCAGCCACUACACGCAGAACGAAGAUGCCUCCGCCUGCCACGGCCACAAGUGGACCGUGAAGACUCUGUGGGCUUACCUAGCGAAAGGUGGUGUGGAUGUGAAGAUGCUGUGGCAUUCUUUGGUGGACCUAGUCAUCAAGACUAUCAUCAGUGGUGAAUCAUCAAUCGGCCAGAUGACAAAGGCUAAUCUUGUUUCAAGAUACUGCUCCUACGAACUGUUUGGUAUUGAUGUGCUGCUGGAUCAUGAACUGAAGCCCUGGCUAUUAGAAGUGAACAUCUCUCCGUCCUUGCACUCGUCCUCGCCGCUGGACCUGGCCGUGAAGGGGCCCCUGGUGCGGGACCUGAUGAACAUCGCAGGGUUCCAGAUCCCCAAGCUGACGCCCGCCCAGCAGGAGGAGUUUGGGGAGAAGUGGGGGACCCGAGACCCACUGUGUUUCGACAGGCGCCUCUACACCAUGCUGCUCAGCCAGCACGAGCGCAUGAAACACUUGCGCCAACAGCAGCACUCCCGGGACGAGUAUCUGGAAGAUAUCUUGAAAAACUUGACACCAGACGACAUCAGGCAUCUCAUCCAGUCGGAAGAUGAACUUACUCAGGCUGGCAAUUUCAUCAGAAUUUUUCCCACUUCCGAAACCUACACCUACCAUGAAUUUUUUGAAGGACCUCGUUAUUACAAUAUGAUGUUUGAUGCAUGGGAAACAAAGUAUCACAACAAUCGUCAGGAAGGUAUCGAACUAUUGGAGUGUCUGUGCAGAAAAAAGCAGCACCUCGUUGUCCCAGUGUCGACAGCAGCUGUCAAGUCCUCUGCCAGCCCGCAGAGUCAACCAGUCAAUGAGAACACAUAUCCGUUGCCUCUCAGCAUUGGGGAGGAGGCGGCAGUGCCGUCCACAGAGCGGAAACCAGUGGCCUUAUCGUCGGUGACGCUGUAUCGAGCGGUGCGGCCGCGCAGCGGCGCGAGGGGCGUGGUGCUGCGGCCCUUCUCGCGCAUCGUCCACCUGGGCCGCCGGCCGCGGGGCCCCUACAGCCGCGGCGUGCCGUCUGACUCGAGCAGCGGGGACGACGAGGAGGGGGAGGGGGACUGCGAGGACUCGUCGACGUGCGUCAAGUGCUGAGGGCACGCCUCCCCCUGCGUCGCUCGCCCCUCGUCCUGUGGUAUCGUCUGUUGUGAAAAUUAUUUUCUUUGUGAUAAAUUAUUGAUGUGAACUGCGAGUAACAGUUUUUAGAGUUUUAUAUUUAUAGUGCGUGUUGAACUACUUGUGCAAACAGAAUGAUUAGGAAAUGAAACUGUGGCCUAGAUACAUUUUUGAAGAAGAAAAAAGGGGUUUUGUGUUCUGUAUAAUCAACUUUUAUAUUUUUUAUGAAUUGUAUAGUAAAUUUUGAUAAAUCAUUAAAUUUUUGUAGUGCAGGUAAUUUUAUUUAUUUAAAUUAUACCAAGUAUAGUUUGCUGUGUGUACAGAUGUAUUUCAAGAAGCUUUAGAAUUUGGUUAUCAACCACAAGUUUUCUGGCCCUUUGUAUUGUAAAAAAUAGAAGAAAAUUUAAUAUACAUCAAAUGCCUGUGUCAAUUGUUGAAUAUUUGUAGUAGUAUGCAGUGAAUCAUGUAGGGCAUACCUGCCUUAAUAAAGUACUCACAUGUUCACUGAU
Bacillus rossius redtenbacheri is the source of this 4029-nucleotide messenger RNA. Its product is annotated as tubulin monoglutamylase TTLL4-like. NCBI's taxonomy places the organism in Eukaryota, Metazoa, Arthropoda, Insecta, Phasmatodea, Bacillidae. The coding region runs from base 131 to 3499 and encodes 1122 amino acids. Gene Ontology annotation, biological process: microtubule cytoskeleton organization; protein polyglutamylation. The transcript is spliced from 18 exons. The record is from RefSeq and is a predicted model, not a curated record. Gene Ontology annotation, cellular component: cilium. Gene Ontology annotation, molecular function: tubulin binding; tubulin-glutamic acid ligase activity.